Oppiella nova is the source of this 336-nucleotide messenger RNA. The record is from the annotation of a GenBank genome assembly. Lineage: Eukaryota; Metazoa; Arthropoda; Arachnida; Sarcoptiformes; Oppiidae.
ACCCUGAAGAAUGCGUGCGAACUGUUAGAGCUGUCGUAUAUCUAUAACGCGGAUCAACUGAAGCGAUGUUCGCUGGACUUCAUUUGCAUUAAUUUGCAAACUCUUAUCGAAACCAAAUGUAUUGAUGUCUUAAGCGAUGAGGCGAUGCAUGACUUGACUGAAUGCUAUCAAAAUCUGAUCACUCGACCGCACAACCGACGGAUCUCAAGGUACUCGAGUGCACCGAAUGCUGAAGAUUUGGAACAAAUUUACUCAUUAUUUGAUUCAAACGUUGACUUCAAUGUGAAUAUGGAUGAGAAGAAAGCGAUUCUUAAGCAGAGGUCUCAUGACUUGAAA